This is a messenger RNA of Amphimedon queenslandica, 1896 nucleotides long. Its product is annotated as protein asteroid homolog 1-like. The transcript has a single exon. Bases 1 to 1722 code for a protein of 573 amino acids. Gene Ontology annotation, molecular function: nuclease activity. NCBI's taxonomy places the organism in Eukaryota, Metazoa, Porifera, Demospongiae, Haplosclerida, Niphatidae. The record is from RefSeq and is a predicted model, not a curated record.
AUGGGGAUAAGAGGAUUAACAACAUAUAUGCUGGAAAAGUCACAUCUAGAAGUUGUAUGUGAAGCUUACUCUCUAAAAGGUAAGACACUGGUACUAGACGGCCUGAGUGUCUGCUAUACUCUAAUUGAACAAGAGGAAAAGAUUAACUGGGUACAAGGAGGCCAAUACUGGGACAUAAAAAGUUGCUUCCACAGCUUUUUUACAAAGCUGAGAGAAAGUGGAAUAAAGAGUUACGUUGUCAUUGAUGGUGUACCUCCUCAAAGCAAGGGUGAAGAAUUAGAGAGACGUAGCAAAGACAAAAUGAAAAGGAUUUCCCAAGGUGUUAGGGAACCAUACCGUCUACGGACUACAUGCCAUCCGCUACAUACCGAUUACAUAUUCUGUGAAGUGCUAAAAGAGUUUGGUGACUGUGUUCAAGUUAUCUUUGCUGAUGGAGAAGCAGAUCCUGAGAUUGCUUCCCUUGCCAACCAUUAUCACUGUCCUGUGCUCGCGUAUGAUUCCGAUUAUUUUAUAUUCAACCUUGAUGAAGGAUAUAUUCCGUUGCAUCCAGAACUGUUUAAAUGGAAAACGAACGAGGAAAUUGAGGCAAAACAAUAUUUGCUGCCUAAAUUUAAAAAAGAGUUUAAAGAUCCUGCACUGGUUUUCUUAAUCCCUGCUAUCAUUGAAAAUGAUUUCAUUAAACUACCAAGAGGAGGUGAAAGUGUAGAGCAGCUGAUGAAGUCUCAGAAAAUUUGUUCCUCAUUGGAAGAAUUCCUGACACAUAGGACUCAAGAGGAAGUUCCCAUUAUUAGGCAAAAUUACGUCAAGGCAAAAGCAAUGUACCACAUCACUCCAGUCAGCAAGGAGGAGUUGAUGAGUAACACGAAAUUGAAUACAGCAAAUGGCAAACCUCUUAGAGGCACACAUAUCAUAGAGGAGUAUCAUAAAGGGAAUCUUGCAGAAUCAGUUCUGACUGUGAUCACUCAAGGCGAGUGUGAGCUACCAAUGAUGAUAGAUGAUCCUGAGCAAGCCUCAUCAGUAUUGAUUGGAAGAGAAAUAAGGAAAAGCAUCUACAGGAUUGUAGCACCAUGCUUACCAGAAGAUGAAAAUGGAGUGAAGAAAGUGAAAGAAAUAUAUCGUAAUGCUUCUUGUGAUGGAUUAGAAAUGAAGUUCGUUGAGCUGAGCAAAGAUGAAUGUCUAAGAUCAUGCCCCAUUGAUGAAAUACCACAACUUAGGCCUGAAAGAAAGAUAGAGAUACUCUGUACAGCAGUAGAGGUGGAUCUUAGAAAGCUGAAACAGUUUGAAGAUGAAUGGAAACUAAUUGCAUUAUCAUUGCACUACUGGGCAAGACAUGCUGAUCCUUCUGAUCACCUAAUAAAAGCUCUCAUUUUGUGUUUCAGUGUUUGCACAUUAUGUGGUCGUGACCCUACAAUAUACAUAGAUAAAAGAAACGAAAUUGAAAAAGAAAGGGCACAAGUUACAUGGAGGGAGAAUUUGCACAUCUUUGCACAAUGGAAGUGUGUCUAUGACAAUAUUUUUGAUCUGAACAGCUUACUUAUAAAUCCACUUCCAUUCAAAUCAUUUGCUUCUUUAUUCAAUGGAGAGCUCCUCAUGCAUUAUACCAAGUUAUCCGUCAGGGCAUUUGAAGAGGAAAUAAGAAGGUGGAAGAAUGAAGGAAACUGUAAAUCUUGGUUUGAACCACUUUUUCGUUUUUGCCAAUGUACUAAAUCUAAAACUUUAUAAAGACUAUUGAAAGAUCAGUGAUCAUGCAUAGACAGAACUAGCAUCACUGAGUGUUUAGAAAAUAAUAGUUAUUUUCAUUGACUUGUACAGAAAGGGAGGUGCACUAUACAUUACAUGUACAUGUACAUCAAAUAUAGUAAUUCAAGUUGUGUGCAGGUUUUAGAUUUUGAAAAA